Molecule: messenger RNA, 1203 nt
Organism: Lentinula edodes (shiitake mushroom)
Lineage: Eukaryota; Fungi; Basidiomycota; Agaricomycetes; Agaricales; Omphalotaceae
Exons: 5
Coding region: 334-1110 (258 amino acids)
Source: RefSeq, a predicted model, not a curated record
GGCGAUUAUGGUGCUCCAGGAUUAUAUUCCCAAAACAUCGUCAACGGUGAUGGAGUCAAGUAUAAACCCAUUAUACAUAGAAAGGCCAAGUGCGACUAAUCUCGCCUGUCCACCCAAGCUGAAGCCUCUCAUUAUCCCAGAACAGGGCACAGUGGCCCUCGGCCUACUGACGCCUGUAGAGGAGACUCCAGACGAUUCCGAAGCCUCAAGCUCGAAAAUCAUCCGACCGUUGCCAGUGCCAAGUAGAAGAAACAAUCCAAGCAGACCUAGAGCUCAAUCCACCGCUACUCAGUCUGGUCAAUCUUUCGUUCCCUAGACUAUUUUCUUUAUCUGAUGCACUCCCCAGCCGUCUCUCGUCUCUUCCCGAAAUUACCCACAACUCGAAGGGAUGUAAUUCAAAUUAUCCCUGAUCCCCCAGCUGUAGUUGCUUCAACCACUAUAGAGAGACUUGUUGGCUCAGACUAUGAAGCCCCAGAAAUGUUUAUGGAUCACCAGCACGACCUUCCGUCCAAGCACACUUUUCGCAGCGGUGCUUCAAGCCUCAGCUCUCGCAAGGGUCGCAAUCUCACCGAUCUUCCUCCCAUAGAUGCUGGAACCGUUUCCACAGGGCGAAUUUCUGUUUCGAAAACUUCUCAUCAGCCUUCUCACCAUUUCACUCGAUCAGAACACCCAUCUUUAUCGAGAGCAAGAGCCAAUACCAGCGUCGCAUUACCUGGACAUCAAAUUCAGAACCGGAUUGCUUCUCCAACCGCUACCUCAAGUACAACCGCAAGCUCGUAUUCUGCUGAUGUUAACACACCAGAUACUCAAUCGCCCAAGAUCCCUGUCACAAAGGUCAAAGCAUUACCUAGCCCUCCUGUUUUAUUAGAGAAGAUCGAAGGAAAUCGAUUUCAAGUCAUGUCUAAAGAUAAAGGGAAGGGGAAGGCGCUUGAUUUCGCAGGACAAUCUCACUUUCAGAACGAUUACCAAGGAAAUACUGGACAUGGCCUGCUUACGCCACCCGAUAGCGCAAAAAGUUCGUGCCCUCCUGUGUCAACUGAACUUGCUCUGUCCGGAUUUCGAGGAGCUCGCCCCCGGGGACCCAGGACCCGCCGUUCGACUAUCUCUUGAGUGGUUCCAUGACCAGCGCUAUCGUUCCGUGAUAAUCUUUUGUUCGAUUCUUGUUAUUUUUCCCUUUGACAGCUGUUUGCUAUCCAGCCAGUA